Molecule: messenger RNA, 396 nt
Organism: Cladophialophora yegresii CBS 114405
Lineage: Eukaryota; Fungi; Ascomycota; Eurotiomycetes; Chaetothyriales; Herpotrichiellaceae
Exons: 2
Coding region: 1-396 (131 amino acids)
Biological process (GO): mitochondrial respiratory chain complex IV assembly
Cellular component (GO): mitochondrial intermembrane space; respiratory chain complex IV; mitochondrion
Source: RefSeq, a predicted model, not a curated record
AUGAGCUGGGGCCUCCCCUCCUGGCUUGGAGGCUCUUCCAACCCUUCCUUACCAGAGUCCUCAAACCAACCACCUCGAUCCAAAGACGGGGGCUACGUCGCGCCAGACCGCACCUCCCGAGAACACUGCUACGAGUCCCGCGACGCAUUCUUCCAAUGCCUAGACCGGAAUGAUAUCCUCGAUGCGGUCAAGGAGGAUGAGAAGAGCAGGAAGCUUUGUCCCGCAGAGGUGGUUGCUUACGAGCGGGAUUGUGCAAGGAGCUGGAUCAAAUACUUCAAGGAGAAGCGAGUGAUGGAUUACAAGCGUGAUCGCACGUUACAGCAGAUAGCCAAGGAGGAUGCUGCAUCGGCGGCGAAGGCCAAGGCGGAGAGAGGAGGGAAGUCCUGGUUCGGGUGA